CGGGACCCCGACGGCCGCGGGGACCGACCGACGGACAGACCGACCGACCCACGGAUACUCAGUAUGCACUUCCAAGGAUAUUGGAUAUGUUUGGGUUUCUUGCUGUUCAUCUCAGUAAAUGCAGAAAUUCAGGAUGAAGAUGUUGAGUUACAGGAAUUAGACACAAAUUCAGAACAAACUGAUGUUGAUGAAGAUGAACCUUCUCUAGAGGUUAAAUACAAGACUCCACAGCCUAUAGGAGAAGUAUAUUUUACAGAAACCUUUGAUAGUGGAAUAUUGUCUGGUUGGGUGUUGUCAAAAACAAAAAAAGAAGACACAGAUGAUGACAUGUCUAAAUAUGAUGGCAGAUGGGAAAUAGAGGAGCUGAAAGAAAACAGAGUACUUGGUGACAGAGGAUUAGUUUUAAAGUCAAAAGCAAAGCAUCAUGCCAUAUCAACCAUGCUAACGAAACCAUUUAUUUUUGCUGAUAAGCCUUUGAUAGUUCAAUACGAAGUGAAUUUUCAAGAUGGUAUUGAUUGUGGUGGUGCCUAUAUUAAGCUUCUGGAAAACACUGACAAUUUGAAUCUGGAACAAUUUUUUGAUAAAACAUCUUAUACCAUUAUGUUUGGACCAGAUAAAUGUGGAGAAGAUUAUAAACUUCAUUUUAUCUUCAGACAUAAACAUCCCAAAACUGGAGUGUUUGAGGAGAAACAUGCCAAACGACCUGAUGUAGACCUAAAAAAAUUCUAUUCAGACAGGCGGACCCAUCUAUAUACUCUUGUUCUGAAACCAGAUGAUACCUAUGAAGUGUUAAUUGACCAAACGGUUGUUAGCAAAGGAAACCUACUAGAGGAUGUGGUUCCUCCCGUCAACCCUCCUAAGGAAAUUGAAGAUCCCAAUGAUAAGAAACCUGAUGAAUGGGAUGAAAGAGCGAAGAUUCCCGAUUCUUCUGCUGUCAAACCAGAUGACUGGGAUGAUGAUGAACCUUCCAAAAUAGAAGAUCCUGAUGCUGUUAAACCAGAGGAAUGGCUUGAUGAUGAACCAUUGUACAUACCAGACCCCGGUGCUGAAAAACCUGAGGAUUGGGAUGAAAAAAUGGAUGGUGAGUGGGAAGCGCCGCAGAUUCCUAAUCCAAAGUGCGAAACUGUUCCAGGCUGUGGGGAAUGGACGCGCCCUCUGAUAGACAAUCCGAAUUUUAAAGGAAAAUGGACUCCUCCGAUGAUAGAUAAUCCUAACUAUCAGGGAAUAUGGAGUCCUCAAAAAAUUCCUAACCCAGAUUACUUUGAGGAUGAUCACCCAUUUCUUCUCACUUCUUUUGGUGCUCUUGGCUUAGAGCUAUGGUCUAUGACCUCUGAUAUUUACUUUGAUAACUUUAUCAUAUGCUCAGAAAAGGAAGUAGCUGAUCGUUGGGCCGCAGAUAGUUGGAGCGUGAAGAACAUGGUAGCUAUUGCCAAUGAGCCUGGUGUGUUCAGCCAGCUGAUGACUGCUGCAGAAGAACGUCCGUGGCUGUGGAUUGUUUAUGUUGUGACCACAGGGCUGCCUAUAGCGUUAAUUACAUUGUUUUGCUGGCCAAGAAAGAAAACGGUGGAAGAAGCGGAUUACAAAAAAACCGACAUACAGAAGCCACAAACGAAGGGAGCGCUGGAACAGGAAGUGAAAGAAGAGAAGGCCGCUGUAGAGAAUCCUUUAGAUGUGGAAGAGGAGAAGGAAAAUCAAGUUGAUAGCGAAACUCCUGAAAAGGAGGAAAUCUGUGUUGCAGAGGAUGAAGUUGAAACUGAAGAAAAGAGUGAAGAAGAAAAUGGAACUCCAGAAGGGCAAGAGGAAGGCAAUAAAUCAAACAAAUCCGGUUCUGAGGAUGAGAUGAAAGACGCUGAUGAGAGCACAGGAUCAGGAGAUGGGCCAAUGAAGUCGGUUCGCAAAAGAAAAGUACGAAAGGACUGAACAGUCUCCAAGUAGUGUCCUUAGACUUCCUUUGAGAGAAAUUGGGCUUUUCUUCUUGAGCAGCAGAGAGGCAGCCCACAGGUGACAGACCUGCUGAAUUCUGAUCUUUCUCCACCUCCUGCUUCCUCUUCUAGCCUCUAAGUUCUUCCCGAAACUCUCCCGUGGUCUUCCUUUUGGAGGAAAAUGCUCUCUGUAAAGUUAUCUGGUUUUUGAAUUUAGAAUAAAAGAAAACAGCAAUUUGA
Molecule: messenger RNA, 2162 nt
Organism: Tachyglossus aculeatus (Australian echidna)
Lineage: Eukaryota; Metazoa; Chordata; Mammalia; Monotremata; Tachyglossidae
Gene: CLGN
Product: calmegin
Biological process (GO): protein folding
Cellular component (GO): endoplasmic reticulum membrane; endoplasmic reticulum
Molecular function (GO): calcium ion binding
Source: RefSeq, a predicted model, not a curated record